Molecule: messenger RNA, 2702 nt
Organism: Zingiber officinale
Lineage: Eukaryota; Viridiplantae; Streptophyta; Magnoliopsida; Zingiberales; Zingiberaceae
Exons: 6
Coding region: 96-2516 (806 amino acids)
Biological process (GO): protein transport
Source: RefSeq, a predicted model, not a curated record
UUUCGGUUUCUAUUCUUCGCUUGCUCCACUACCUUCUCUAAGGGAGUGCGCCUCUCCCAAUAUCUCCUUGGAUUGCGAUCAUCAGAGAUCGAAAGAUGUUUGAUUGCUUAGUGGGCGGCAAAUUCUCCGUCGGAUGCAAGCACGCGGUGAAGCGUAUAAGGCUGCGUAUGGACGCGAUCGUGAAGAAGAAGCAGGCCACGGUGAGGCUACUCAAGAAGGACGUCGCCGACCUCCUUGCCGCCGGACACGAGUCUAAUGCCUUCGCCAGGAUGGAUGCACUCAUAUGUGAUAUAAACCGAGCAUCUUGCUAUGAAAUGAUUAAUCGGUUUUGUGAGGUUGUCUUGAAUCAGCUUCCAACCCUACAAAAGCUGAGAGAAUGCCCUCAAGGUGCAAUGGAAGCAGUGUCAACUCUUAUUUUUGCAGCGGCUAGAUUCUCUGAUUUGCCAGAACUAUGUGAUCUUAGGCGUAUGUUUACAGAUCGAUAUGGGAGUCAUAUGGAACCAUUUGUGAAUGCUCAGUUUGUUGAGAAAAUUCAAAAGAAGGCAUUUCCCAACGAAAAAAAGAUGCGUAUGAUGCAAAAUAUCGCAGAAGAGUUCUCUGUUAAAUGGGAUUCUUGGACAUUUGAGCAUAAAUUAUCGAGUUCUCCUGCAACCAAAUAUGAACAACCUGAGACAGUUGCACUGGAUCCUGUGGAUGAUGCAACUCCACUAGUGCCCAAUAAAGGCAGAAAGGAGGAGACUUCACCAACAAAAAAUCGUGAACGUAUGGCUUUUGUGCGGCGGCACAAGCAAAUGGAGUUUAAUGAGAUUGAAAAUGUCGAACCAUAUCUGACCAGUUCGGUGGUUCCUUCAUGUGGUAAUCAAAUAAGCAAUCAGAAGUAUGACAAUGUCGGUAGUUGGUACAAUAAGGUAGCGAAGGAUCGAAGAGGCUCUGAGAAGCAAGGAGUUUUCACAAAAUCUCCAAAUGAGAAACCAACAACUAUCCCUUCGUACGGCAAAUCAAAUGGGAGCAAAAGUAAUAGCCGAGUGAUGGAGAAUAGUGGAAAUCGAAAUGGCUCACAGAAUGAUCAUGUCGAAUGGAUGGGUCAUACCGAAAAGGGUAGAGAUCCAAAUGGAUCUGUGGAUCAGAAAAGUAGAACAACCAGAAUGCUACCUCCACCUUAUGUAAAGCCAAAAGUCAAUAGUUUUGUUACUGCUGAUCAAAUGAUAGAAAAACCGAGUUUUGCUUGCCCUGCCAAACCUUAUGGCACUUGUGAUGACCAGCAGAAUGGAAUCAUUGGCGAUAUGGAAAUGAAGCCUACUGCUUUGUGCAGGAAGUCACAGCAUUUAGCAGUCAGUAAUGCCAAUGAUAGAGUGUUCACUGAAAUAAGUGAUCAGAUCAUCUAUGAUGACAACUACAGAGCCGAAACCCCAAGAGAAAGAAGAGGAAAACAUAAGAGCAGGCAAACUUCUGGUGUCGUCAGUGAGUACUGCAAUGAGGGAAAAAAAAUAAAGAGACAUCAAUAUGAACCUAUUGACGAUCAAGCGGACGAUAGAAGACACCACAAAAGUAGGCAUGUUAUUGCUGGUGCUAAUCCUGAUUACUAUAAUGAUGGACGCCCUAGAGAAUUUAUUGAAAGUGAGAAGGCUGAAGGAAGAAGGCAAACAAGCAGGAAGAGUGCUAGCACCGUUGAGGACUACUAUGGUGUGCGGAAGUCCAGAAAUACACAUUCAUUCGAACCCUUUGACGAUGGAUUGGACAUCCAAAAACAAUUCAAAAGUAGAUAUGGUGCUGAUAACUAUGGUUAUUACUAUGAUGAUGGGAAAGCUUUCGACAAUGAGAUGGACAACCAAAAACGAUAUACAAGAAGGAAUACCUACAAUGAGUACUAUAAUGAGAACACUAGAGAUGCACAUCCAAGCGAACCCAUUGAUGAAAAGUUAGAUAAUAACCAGAGCCGACACAGAGGCAGGAAGGAUUUCAGUAAAAAUGGUGCUUACUACAGUAAGGAAAAGACCACAACAAGACAAGCAAGAGAACAUUUUGAUGGUCUGAUGGAUAACCGAAGGAGGCAUUCAGGAUGGAAGAGUUCUAGUAUAACUAGUGAGUUUUAUGAAGAGAUGGGCACUGCCAUAGAGCAUGACAAACUUGAUGUUAGAACACCAAGCAGGUCUGAAAUGAGCCGAGGCAGACAUAAUGCUUCUAUCUACAACGAGUACGAUGAUGAAGACAAAAUUAUGGAUAAGCUCUUGAUUCAUUAUAGCAGAAAAGGAACGCCAAAACACAAAUCAAGGAGAAGCAGAACUCCGCUGAGGGAUCAUGUCCUCAGUUCUGAACGACCAAGAGUAUCUGCGCCUAUUGAAAGAGCAGUACCACUGUCACCUGAGCCAGUUAGACCUCCUGGAGAUUCUAAGGUUCCUACUCCAGCUGCAUCAAUACAGCCAGACUCGCGAAGUCCUAAUGGAAGACGAGUACAUCCCAAACUACCGGAAUAUGAUGACUUAGCUGCACGUUUUGCCUUCUUAAAGAAGUUAUGAGACCUUCCUUGGAGUACCAUUUGUGUAAGAUUUUCAUUUGAGAUGCAUAGUAUUUUCUAGUCUGCAGUAUCUGGCUUUGUUUCAAAUAUUUGUUAAAAUUCACCAUGCAGUAUUAGAAGUUUCAGAUUUUCUAUUUGCUUUCUUGUAAAUGAUGAUUAUGAUUAGUAAGCAUUUGGAUACGUCUAU